GUCGCUUCCAAACAAACUUGGUUUUCUGACUCAAAGCAUUUUAAUCUGAAAGAAGCGAGAUGUUGCACACGAUCCUGUCUGUGACGGUGAGGGAUGUGAGAUUCCCCACGUCUCUGGAGCAGCACGGCUCGGAUGCGAUGCACACAGACCCGGACUAUUCAGCCGCUUAUGUGGUGCUAAACACGGACUGCGGACUGAAAGGCUUCGGCUUCACCUUCACGUUAGGAAAAGGCACCGAGAUCGUGGUGUGUGCUGUCAAGGCUCUGGCAGGACUGCUGGUUGGGAAAACUCUCCAGGAGAUCGUGAGCGACUUUAGAGGGUUUUACCGACUCCUGACCAGUGACAGCCAGAUGAGAUGGCUGGGUCCAGAGAAAGGCGUGAUCCACCUGGCCACCGCGGCCGUCCUGAACGCAGUGUGGGACCUGUGGGCGAGGGCCGAGGGGAAGCCGCUGUGGAAGCUGCUGGUCGACAUGGAUCCCAGGCAGAUUGUGUCAUGCCUGGACUUCAGAUACAUCACUGACGUGCUGACGGAGGAGGAAGCUCUGGGUGAGACUGGUUCACAUUUAAUGUCCAAGAGAAGCAACAUGCAGAGAUGUUUUCUCUGCUUCCUGUUUUUUCUUCACGCAGAUAUUCUGGUGAAAGCUCGAGAAGGAAAGAAGCAAAGAGAGGAAGAGAUGCUGAGGGAGGGUUACCCAGCGUACACCACGUCCUGCGCGUGGAUCGGAUACUCGGACCAGCAGCUCAGACAGCUCUGCACAGACGCUCUGCAGCGCGGCUGGACCAGGUUCAAGGUGAAGGUCGGGGCCGACCUCCAGGACGACGUACGAAGAUGUCGCCUGAUCAGGGAGAUGAUCGGACCCGACAACGUCAUGAUGAUCGAUGCCAACCAGAGGUGGGACGUGGGCGAGGCCGUCAGCUGGGUGAGCAGUCUGGCGGAGUUCAGGCCUCUGUGGAUCGAGGAGCCCACGUCUCCCGACGACAUCCUGGGUCACGCUGCUGUUUCCAAGGCUUUGGCCCCUCUUGGGAUUGGAGUGGCCACAGGAGAGCAGUGUCACAACAGGGUGAUGUUCAAGCAGUUCCUGCAGGCGUCUGCGCUGCAGUUCGUCCAGAUCGACGGCUGCCGGCUGGGCAGCGUCAACGAGAACCUCACCGUGCUGCUGAUGGCUCACAAGUUUCAGGUACCCGUGUGUCCUCACGCCGGCGGCGUUGGUCUGUGUGAGCUCAUGCAGCAUCUGAUCCUGUUCGAUUACAUCUGCGUGUCUGCAGAUCUCAGCAACAGGAUGUGUGAAUUUGUCGACCACCUCCACGAGCACUUCACCAGUCCGGUGGUGAUCCAGAACGCCCGCUACAUGCCCCCGAAGGAUCCAGGUUAUUCUUGUGAGAUGCUGGAGUCAUCAGUGAAGACACACGAGUACCCCGAAGGAGAAAUAUGGCGGCAGCACAUGAAGAAAUGAGGACUGGUUCAUAAAACAUGUUUUUGCAUUGAUUGCACCAUUUAAAGAUUGUGGAAAAUUAAGCACAGGAAGGAAAUUCUCCCAGAUUUGUAGCUGUUCAUUUUACACUGAGUGGGGCAUUAUGUGAUGUUUAACUCUUGAGUUUCUGCAACAAAGCUUAUUCGUGGGUGUUUCUUCACAGUCCAGUCACCAUCUGACGCUCGAGACGUCAGUCCACUGCUCUGCCUGUAACACUGUAGGAGUAAGCUGACCUUGGAAGAGCUUCAGAUGAAACAUCUGGAAAACACCAGCUGACGCCAGAAAUAUUUUCAAACGAUUCAAAUUUAUACACUCAUAAAUACAUAAAACUAAAGACAUUAUAAAAGUCUGAACUUUCUGGAACAUGUGCAAAUUAAACAUGCAAAAAUAUACCAAAAGAGAAUAUACAGAAGAAGUAGAAAAAAAAAAUCUAUAAAAAUCAGUGACAAGGUUUCAGACA
This is a messenger RNA of Salarias fasciatus (jewelled blenny), 1932 nucleotides long. It is a transcript of the gene enosf1, whose product is annotated as enolase superfamily member 1. The record is from RefSeq and is a predicted model, not a curated record. Lineage: Eukaryota; Metazoa; Chordata; Actinopteri; Blenniiformes; Blenniidae. The transcript is spliced from 14 exons. Gene Ontology annotation, molecular function: L-fuconate dehydratase activity; magnesium ion binding. The coding region runs from base 60 to 1454 and encodes 464 amino acids. Gene Ontology annotation, biological process: carbohydrate catabolic process.